Messenger RNA from Helobdella robusta, 2208 nucleotides. RefSeq lists its product as hypothetical. Gene Ontology annotation, biological process: negative regulation of DNA-templated transcription. NCBI's taxonomy places the organism in Eukaryota, Metazoa, Annelida, Clitellata, Rhynchobdellida, Glossiphoniidae. The record is from RefSeq and is a predicted model, not a curated record. Gene Ontology annotation, molecular function: nuclear receptor binding; nucleosomal DNA binding. Gene Ontology annotation, cellular component: SWI/SNF complex. The coding region runs from base 1 to 2208 and encodes 735 amino acids. The transcript is spliced from 7 exons.
AUGAAUGAUCCUGCUUAUUACAUAGGAAUUCAAAGAUGUAACUUUUUACUUGAAACUUUGUCGUUUUAUCAUGAAAAAUGUGAAAAUGGCAUGAUUUAUAAAUCAUUUUCAAUGGAUAACAUGAAUACAGAUAUCGUGUCGGGACAAGUUGUUUCAUCGACUUCAAACGAAACAGACUCCAGCAACAACAUGAACCUAACUGCAUUCAUUCAGCAGAAUGCUGGGCUACAAAUGCCCUGUCAGAUGAUGUUUCUAAAUCCUAACAUCACUCAGUCAUUGCUUCUGCAACAACAACUGCAACAACUGGGUUUUAACAAUGGCACUAAUAACUUGCUGAGUAAUCUAAUAUCGUUGAACAACAUUAAUUCUACUUUAGGCCAACAACAAAUUACUGAAUGCUUUGAUCCUGCAAUCCAAAUGAUAUUGACAAACCAAUCUAACAUUUUUGGCACCAACCUCCUAACCAAUGUGCAAAAUGCAAUCGAUAGCACUAGAACAGAUUCUGUAGAAGUUAACAUGAAUGGUCACAGCGACUCCAACAACAACGGCAUAAAUAUUUUAACAACCAAUGUUAUCAAUAACAACAGCACCAAUGAUGUAGUUGUUAGUCCAGAGAGGAUUAUCCAGACUUCAGCGAACAACAAAGUUACCAACAACCAAACAUUGACAACACCGAAUAGAUUGAAACAGCCGAUGUCCAAACCACCACCGAAGAAACCUCUUACACCUUACAUGAUCUUUAGCAAGCAGGUCUGGCGAGAUGUGAAGGAAUCUCACCAACAUCUGUCAUCAGUCUGUGAGAUUGGAGCCAUCGUCGGUCGCAUGUGGAGAGAUCUGGAUGCUACUGAGAAGUUGAAAUACAAUGAUCUGUACUUCAAGGGCAAGGAAAGAUAUGAGGUAGAACUACAAGAGUUCUUCAAGGAAACAGGUAUGACCCCUUCCGACCUCGUCAAACCUCGGGCCAAGAGGUCAUCUGCUGGAGUUAAAAUCUGUUCCCUUCAAUCACAUGGACAAACCAUCAAUCAGAUAACUGCUCAGAUCAGUCAGCUUUCAGAUCAGCAGCCACUUGAGGCCAGCAUGACCUCAGCAGCAACAGCAACACCAACAUCAAGUUUACUCUCUACUGCUCCUUUAGCAAUCACUCCUUUAGUUAUUGCACCAGAGACAUCAACGAUUUCUGAGACCUCUUCUAUAACAUUGCCUCUCAACACUGUACAACCACAGGAGUUACCACAACUGGCACCCGUUGAUUCGUCUCUACAACAAAUGCCAACAAACAUGACUUUGACAACCAACCAGCAACAGAACGUCACCAGCCUAGUUGAUCAGGAUUUAUUUGAACAGCUGGGACUCACAGUACCAACCGUCUUCCAGAAUGGUGAGUAUGUGUACAGUAUCGACCCCAGUACACUUGCUCUGCUAGCCCUUCAGCAGCAGCAACAACAACAACCACAGCAGCAAAUCGAUGAAUCCAUUUCAAAUGAGACUAAACUCAACAACACAGAUUCUAUAGAGGACGAUGUAAAUAACAACAGUUACUCAAAUAGUGUAAACCAAGUUUCGAACAUCAGCUCGCACAAUAUCAAGAAGCUUGACGGUUGCAAUCAGUCAACAACAGGCCAGCAUCGACUACAUCAGCCACCAAUCAUGAGUUUCACAGUGGCAGAGCAAUCUUCAAUAAACAACCUUCCAACUCUUUAUUCAUCAAAUGUUCUCAGCAUUGCCGAUAAUGAUUUCAUAAACAAAUUCGUCCUUCAGGGUACAGUUUCCGGCAUCUCCACCCUCAAUAACAACAACAGCAGCAGCACAAACAACAACAACAGCAGCCUGAACAGCAACAACAACCACAGCAGCAGCACGAACAGCAACAACAACAACAGCAGCAUCAGCAUAAGAAACGGCUUGUUGAGAGAUGAUGAUGGAGAGGGACUUGCAGGAAACAGUGGGGUAGCAAUUGAAUGCAAAUGGCUCGACUUGAUGCAGAGUCAAGUACAGGACCAUAAUUACGUCACCAAAGUUCUCCACAACAGCACCUUCGAUAACAGCAAUAAGAAAAUGAAGACCUCGAAUGUUACUGAUGAAGACAACGGUGAUGGCGAAAGUGGCGCAUCUACUUUUAAAUUCAACUGUUUCAAUUUCAGCAACAAUUUGGUCGCCUCGUCAUCGUCGUCGUCGUUACUUCAUGGAACGUGUAGUGACUUAAUGUAA